AGUGAUGGAAGCACCAUGUUUAUCAAUAAAAGGUGGUGAGGAGCCACCAAAACUUCUGCGUAAACCACUACCACCAAAAAUUCUACCUGCGCUCGAUGCAAAGAAACCAACAACUUUCAAGCAUAAAGGUAAGCUUACGCAUCAAACUAGUUAUACUUAUUAACAGCUUAUUAAUAUUCUGAUACUGCUGGAAUAGAAGUCCAAACUAUUAGUACACGUAUUCAGGAAAUAGACAGACAUGCUAGACCCACUCACAAAUAUAGUUUUAUAAAGAAAAUAAGGUGAAAUACUAAACUUGAACAUCAAUAACUUGAAAUCAGGGCUAAUUCGAAAAAAUAAAUAAAGAAGAAAACACAUUAAUAGAAAAGGAUUAUAUAAAACAAUACGUUUUAAGUCAGAUUGAAUGGAAAUGUGUUUAUGAUACAUUACUAAACUAUAUUUUUAUACACAGCCUGUUGAUUUGAUUUCAUGUUUUACAAAUGAGUAUAAAGUUUGUUUUUGAAGAAAGGUAACUUUUUCGUACACUCCAUUCCUUGAAAAAAAAUAAUGUUUCUGCCCUUUUAACCUUGGUGUUCAAAGCUUUUAUGUUAAGGACCCUAAUUAUGAACUUGGAAACCCAAUGGCAACCGUUUCCUCAAAUUGAAAUGUUAGCUCAAUGGCCUAUUCUUCAAGUGUAAUAUAAUUAAUAUUUAAAUAUAGUUUCCAAACCAUCUUAAAGGGACAAGCUAUGCUCCAAAACAACUUUAGCUUAAUGAAGUUGUUUUGGUGUAGAGAUCAUGUCCCCGUGGUUUCACUGCAUAACUCUGUACCAUUUAGGAGUUAAAUAACUUUGUUUAUGCAGCCCUAGACCCCCCCUCCCCCCCUUGGCUGAGACUCACAUAGUCUCCCUACACACUUACUGAAAAUGUCUCAAUUAUUUUAGCUUCCCUUGUUUUUUUUUCUCCAUUGUAAAUGAUUUUUUAUUUGGUACUCUUAAUAAUAGAUCUAAAUAUAUAUAUCUGUAAAUCUUUGUGUUUUAUUUUACAGAGUGUAUACCUAUUUUGCCAGCACCUACACCGUUUGGUAGCAGAACAAAUAGUGCAGAAGAACAUGUGCACUGGAACAAGUCUAGAGUCCAUCAAGAACACAGUUAUUCUCCCCUUUACCUGGCACAAGAUGAAGAGCAAAGGAGUAGUGGACCUGCAGACUUUCCAUCUAAGAAGUCUCACUGGAAGUCACUAAUUCGUGUUCACCCUCACUCUAAUGAUGAUCCUCGCUUCGAGCCUCCACCACCAGAAUUUACUUUAAAUGAUCUGAUUGCUAGAUCCUAUCACUAUUCUACAGAUCUAACGGACACUUUACACAAAACUACCUUGUCUCGCCAACACUACAGCAACAUAGAACUGUUCAUUGCCAGUCUGCAAAAUAGGAAGCAAAACAAGGUUCACAAUGUAGUGUUACCAGUAUCGAACUUACCAGAGAAGUCAAAAAGAAUUCCAUGGCAACAGCAAAUUCUUGGUAAAUUCCACAUUAAAGUUUAUUUUUGCAGCUAAAUUGUAGAGUAUGACAUUUAUAGCAACAAAAGAAACAACUGCAACUAUUAAUUCAUAAAUCCUAGAGAAGCACUUGCUAGGGGAGUAAUUACAUCAACUACAAUAUGUGUGCUUAUAGUUACUCUAACAGAGCAGGAGAACCAUCUAUAGGAAAGGUCUCCUUUUUACCCCUGUCAUUCAGUUGUUAGUCUAAAAACGUAUAUGCUGACAAUCUUUUCCUAAAAUCUAGACAUUUAAUAGCAUUUUCACUAGUGAAGUUUAUAAGGUAAAUAUUUUCUUUCAUUUAAAGUAACACACUAAGCACUAUAACCACUACAGCUCCUCCAGAUGCAGACGACCACAUUCACUGCAUCCAGUUUCCUCUUGCUAGACAAUCUAAGUUGCUCUAUAGAGCAAAGCAGGACCAUGCUCACUGGCUGAGAGCAUCCGCUAAGUGCUCUAAGCCUGUAUCAGUUGUGCUAUAUUGUAUAGCAACAUCUGGCUUCACCUGCAGGAUGAAAUCUGAUGCAGUGCAUGUACCCAGGGGGUCUCAGGUAAUUUGUCAAACCAUAGUAAAAUGAUUUGACUACUUACCAUGAGACAGCAUCACGGCACCAAGGGUACUAUAACCACUACAGCAGAUUGUAUAUUGUUCUUAUACUCCAUUGUACUUAUUACAUCUGAGAUAAUACUAAUAAAAUUUUAGUUACAAAGAUAAGUAUAAAGUGUCUUGUACCAUGACAAGUGCAAUUUAAUUUAGCAUUUUAUCAGUUUAGAAUAUCUAUUCACAAAAUUCUGUCUCAUCAAUUUAAAGGUUAAAGUCUGAGAAAUGUCCAUCUUUUAUGAUUGCUUCUUUUAUAACAGAACGACAGCAAGAAAUGUUAAGAAUGGGAGGAACGAGAAGUCUGGAAUAUACAGGUAAUCAGCUGUCUCUGACACUAAUUGCAUUUAAUUACUAAACUAAGUAAUAAAGUAGUCUUACACAUUUAUUUAAGCAUGCAAAACUGACAAGGGAAUAGCCAAGUUGGCGAUUGUUUUCCAGUUUGGUUAUUUUGCAAUUCCGGUCGCCAUUUUCAGUAGUUUCCAGUUUUAGAAAUGAAUUAAGUAAACUGUAAAUUGAGAACCAAUGUUCUAAUAUUCUGAAUAACAUAGCCAAGCCAUUAAUAUAGAUCAGUCUGAUAAUUUUUCAAAUUUUGCAAAUUGAGAAAUUCCAUUUUCAAUUCACUUCUCGUCCGUGAUCGGUGAUUACUAUUCUUUGUACAAAAAGAUAUGUAAUUUCAAACAGUUUGAGGAUGUACUCUCUAGAUAUACACUUUGUCGUGUAUUGAUUCAGUCAUGAUUUUUCAUACAACACUUGGCUUGUGGACUUUACUGUUGCUAUUACUGUAAUGAAUAAAAAUUAAAAAAUUAAAAAAAUAAAUUCACUGACAAUUCCUAGUUUAAUGGAUGCCCCUGUGUAUGUUGCUUUGCAAGGAAAGAGCUAAAUGUCAUCAGAACGUAUCUAUCCUUUGCAUGUCUUUAAAUAUAAAAAUUGUAGAAAGGUUUGAUCACACCAUAUGGCCAUAGGAACACCACUAUGUCAAAGUACCCCAAUACAGGAGGUUUCUAAUAUUGGAUAUAAAUAUGGUUUCUACAUUAUUUACUUGUUUAACUGCUCAAUCUGUUUAACCGAUCUCUUCCAAUUGUAUUUAAUGAUCUAUUAAAAUGUGACACAGGGUUCGCACUAAUAACAAAGAUGAAGGAGGUGGGGUUGAGCGCUCUGUUCUUUAUAUUCUGAACUCCUACGUGUUAAUGCAUUUUAAUGCUUUAUAUCUGUUAUUACCUGAUAUUUCUACAGGAAAAGAAAAAGCAUCCCAUAAUAAUUCACAAACAAUGGAUUCGGAUUCAGAGCAUGAUAAUAAAGUGCUCAUCACACAUUGCAACCUUGCUAUACUGGAGUGCAUGGUACAUGGAGGACAUGCCUUGAGCUUAAAGGUAUUGUUUUAUUCCUCUUACUCAAAGCAUCACGCAAUAUAGGUUCAGCCACUGUAUGCAUGACAGAGAGAAGUAACCACAAGCACAAACUGAUUUGGUGGGAGAAGUAAUGCAUAGAACAAACAAACAUUUCAGGCAUUCUCGUGUACAUUUGCUUGGGAUUGCUGGCCAGCAAUUUAGUAAUUUGUCCCAGAAUUUCUCAUGCCAGCCAAUAGAUUUGUACCUGUUAUAAUAGAUUGCAAAUCUGUUUUUUGUUUUUUUUGUAGGCAUAUUUUAUAUCCAAACUCCCAGACCUGACUCCACUGUACGGCACGUUAUUGUACCUUAACUUGUCUUUCAAUGAACUGCGAUGUUUCCCUAGAGAGGUAAGUUACCAAUAAUUAAAUAGCUUUAGAAUUCCUAUGAUUCUACAUUUACUGUAUUGAUGGAAACCCUAGUCAGUUACGUGCCACUAGCUAUCUAAUUUCUGCUACUGAGAUCUCGUUAAUAAUUCAGCCUUUCAAUAAAUGGAUAUCGUAAUUAUCCUGAAUCAUAUUGUGUGUGUAUUGUACAGUUACAAUAUUUUCACUCUGUUUUAUACAGUUGGUUAGGAACCAAAACUAAGCUAGACUGUGUUUAUGUUUUGUUUAUGUAAAGUACUGUAUGUUAUUUUUUAGGCAGAUAUAUAAAGCUAUGUAAGGGGUGCUUGUUGAUGAGCUGUUUGAGACGGUUUUGCAGUAAAGCUCUUUAUAUUUUAACCUAUUAUUUUUUAAGCUGCCCUUAAAAUAAAGAGAGAACUAAAACCAUUACAAAGGUGAAGGACAUAUCAAGAGAAAUGUCACUUUUCACUUUCAGAUGGAGGUUUCAAAAAGCCGUUUCCUCCAUUCUCUGCAUGCCCACAUAAGAAAUGGGAGCGUAUGCAUACCAAUUUAUUGAUAUAUGUGCUUGCUCAUCUAAAUUAGAUAUGACUUGAAUUCUUUGUCUGCAUGUUGUGUGUCUGUGUGCCCAAUAACACAACAGCCUUCCGUGGGUAUUGUUAAUUAGGUAACUGUGUAUGCGCACAAGGCUUAGACACGCAUGAACGGUUGCAUUGUCACCUGCUGAUUGAGUGCAGAAAAGUACUGUAUUUUAGAGCUGGAUCCAGUGAUGUGAAAACUUAACUUUUCAAGCAUUCAUUUUAGAACAUGCUCUUUAGGCAUGUAAACUGAAUUUUAUUUGUUUCAAAUUAAUUACACACAACAGUAGAAAUUAGCUCGAUGGUGAAACAUAUUGCAACAAAGGUCUACAGUGAUUAGACUACUUACACUAAAUCUUAAAGAUCAUAUAUUAUGAGAAUAAGAAAUAAAUCCAAAGCUUCUGAAAUGGAAACAUACUCAUAACUCUAAUUAUUUCUUUGCUAUCCUUAUUGUUGUGUGAAUUAUAUUUAAAUUAAAAGGGUUACAAAGAUGUGUUUUCAGAAAGCUAGAAUUUUUUAGAGCAUUUACUAAUGUUUCACUACUAUGAGUAUGAAAAUAUGAAACAGGGUGUAUCUACAUCUCAAAGUAUUGUUUGUUUUUUUUCUAUGAGAAACAAAGGUCUAUAUUAGAACAUAAAAAGUGUGCACUAUUUGUUGACAUAGAUGGGCCGAAUGGUUCUUAUCUGCCGUCACAUUCCAUGUUUCUAUUUGUUAUCUCAUUCUUAGGUCUACAAUCUUGAAAAUUUGGAAGUGCUUAAGCUAAGAAAUAAUCCAAUACAAGAGAUCCCUUCCGGCAUUCAGAACCUGAAAAAACUCAGAACCUUCAUAAUAUCAUUUUGUUUAUUAUCUUCACUUCCUAUUGGGUAAGAAUAUAAAAUCAUUUAUUAAACAUCUGCAAGUCUUGAGAUUUUUGAACCCCGUGAAGGUAGAUGAGGUUAGUAUUACCAUAAUAUUUUGUCAAUUUCUAAUUACUCUUUAAUUAAUUCUAAUGUGCCUGUCAUUAAAAAAAAACACCCAUUAGGUGCAGAGCCUGAUUGCCCUACUGUAUUGACGUGUUUUUCUGGAACUUCUCCAUAAUCAACUCAAAUAUAAUAAUUUAAUGCUUCUAAAUAGCAUAUUGUCAGACCCAGUCAGUUCUGAGACACAUCAUCUGCUGAUAAGUCUUUGUUACUCAUCUAUUUCAUGGUGUCUCAGCAUCUAAGGGCCUAGUUGCCUGUUCUGGUGGAGGAGGUGGCCGAUCUUUAGGUCGAAGUGGAGCUGCAAGCUGCAGCAUAAAGUCACUGGAACCCAUCCCCCUCCCUCUGGACAGGUAAGGAUUAUCCUGGCCCCACUGACUUGUUAUUAGCCACUUAGGGGAAAUUGGGCUCGCCUCAUGCUGCUACCGUCUCCUCACUACAAAAUGAUGGAUGCUAGCUUGCGGUGUAGAUGAAGGGAUGCUCCCAACUGUACAACCCAAUUCUGAGAGACCCUUGCCAAACAGGUGCCCAAUUUCGGAUAGGUUCCCAAGGCCUUGUACAGCUGACCAGGCAGCAAUGAAGUUUCUUCCACCUGUCCAGGCCCAUAGGACGUGAACACCCGGAUCCAAAGCAGUUUGGGGAAUCACCCUUCUACUACAUGCACCGCACCCACUUAAAGCCUGUCCUUCUACUGCUGAACGAACUUGCACUUGUCUUGGACCUGCUGGACUGAGGGCUGUACAACAUCAGACCCACAGCUUGGAGGUGCCUGUGAGAGGUAGACCCUGGUACCAACAUGCUUACUGUGUUGCUGGUGCUGAUUGGGACCUGGUCCCUCCUGUGUAGACUGGGAGUUGGCUGACUUUGCAUGAUAGUGGUGAGGUUAAAUGCAAGCAUGUAUUAAUUCAGUAGGCAAUAUAAGGUUUAGCCAGCCAUUACGUGAUAGGAAAUCUUACUUUUGUUUGGUAAAAUCUCUGCAGCCUAUAAAUUUAAUAUUGCAUAUAUUAGAAAUUGUUUAUCACUUUAUUCCUGUUGCUGCAGGUAGAAACUGUAUCUUUAUUUCUCUUAGAAUCUACUCAACAUACUCUUUAUAAUUCAUAAAAUGAGAUGUCUUGAUAUGCUUACUUAUAAUAUGUAUAUGAUUCUCGCUAAUAUACUCAAGCAUGCUGAUAGUUCUUUCAACUUUAAUAAGCUGUCAUCUCAAUAAAAAAUUUUUACAAAAAAAGCCACCCAUUAGCCAUUUUCAUAUCCUCAUCUCUUAUCUUGCAACUACCAACUUGUAUGUAUUUUUAUCACUACCAAGAACUUAAAAGGAAAAGAAGUCUAUAAUGUGGGUGCUAUGGAAUCAGAAAAUAAUGUGUACAGUUCACUCGGAACAAAAAGUUCAUAGCUAGUACAUAUAGUAAGGUCAACAGAGUAUUGUAAAUUAUAUUCCACAAUAAUAGUUUAUUCUGUUAUUAAAGGGACACCCUAAUCACCAUAACCACUGUAACUUAUUCUAGUAUUUAUAAUCUUAUAAACCACAAAUGUCAAGGUUCUCCCCAUCACCCUUAGUCUUUAGCCUUUAUUAGUAGACAAUCAGUUCUGAGUUGUUGUCAUUGCUAUCUAUUUUGGACAUAAUUUUCAUUAGGAACCUCUCUAACACAAAUUGGCAAAAUAUCGUGGGAUGGCUUCCUUAGACAUAACACCUUAACCACUACAGUGAACUCUAGUGAUUGGACUGUAUAAAGUACCAUUUUUUUUUUAUUCUUUAUUUUUGACGUGCAUGAGAGUAGCAGGCAUUCUCUCUAUGCCACAACAGCAAAAGCAAGACAAGUGUUGACAUUGCGUUUAACAGCGUAGGCAUUCAGGGUUAACUGCAAACAUUUUUUGUAAGGAAAUCAAGAGUGGUGCAUGUUUAAGACAUAGAUACAGUAUAAAAAAAAAAGCGUUUAUAAGAUAAAAUAACAUCAAGCUUGGUCAUGUAGUUCGUAUUAAAUAGCUUGACAGGAUUAAGCUGCACAUUUUAUAUGUAAACAGGAUGAUGCUAUCAAAUAUGAGAAACAAAAAAGAUCAUUAUCAUUGCUUGUACGUCAUAGGUUUUGCUCACUCGGGUGCUUAGUAAAGGAACACCGAUUGCUAUACAGUAGUAUGCUGGAUAAAUUAAGACAAGAUAGAGUAACUAUAGUUGGUAGUUCUAGCAUACACAUGAGGGUAGAAACUCUUAGGUGUAGGUAGGUAUAGCAUAGAUCUGGAGAUAUAUGCAAGUUGUGUAAAACCGUACACAAGGGUUGCUAUACAUAGGUUUCAGCAAGAUCUAACUAGUGUAGCUUAAAGACCACUGGAGCUGAGCAGACCACUGUGAUAUUGUAUGUCUCUGUGUGGGAUCAGGUGUAGAGCUAUGGUUGAGGAGGGCUCAUUGGCUGAGUUGUAUGUCGUAGCACUUCAGGUCUCAGGCAAAGUACCAUAUUUGAGUUUUUGUAACAAUACAAACAUUAAACCGGUUUCAUAUUUAUGAAUGCUCUUUUGUAACUUGCUUGUUUCUAGUUAUGUAAUUGCGUAAAAGUAAAAAUCCUAGCAAUAGGGAAUAUUCCGGAAUUCGGUGUUGUUUUUGUCAGAACUGUAGUCACUAUAUUUAAAAAAAACCAAAAACCUCGUCAUUUGUUGAACUUGGAUAAUCCCAACUUCUUCGUAAGCCAAAUUUGUACUGAUCAGAAAUGUUUUUACUUUUCCUUCAGGCUCUUUGUGCUGCCAUACAUACAGGUUUUGGAUGUUUCCUAUAAUAGCAUUUCAUCGAUUCCUAAUGAUAUUUGCAACCUCAGGUAAUUAGAAAUAUAUAUUUUUUUAUAUGUGUGUGUUUUUUUUUACUGUUUUGUAUCUCUUUCAUAGUUGUUAAUGAUGUAAAUUGGAGUUAUGCUUCACUACCCUCAAAUGUAGGCUGUGUGGCCUUGUUUUUGUAUAAUGCUCACAUUAUAGUUUUAAAAAGUUUCACAGAAUUUUUUUUUUUCUAAGCAACUUUAUUACUGUCUCUAUAAAAACAAUAUGCACACAGUGGCAGAAUAAUGAAUGCACCAAACAUUCAAUUCAUUUGGUGUUGUGGUUCAAAAAAGAAUUACUGUGUGAAAUGCUCUGACCUUAAAGUCAAAUCAAAUUAACACACUACAGUAAUGAUGCCUAUUAUCAAUUAGGGGUCUCUCCUUGUAAAGGUGAUGCGCCUUAGAUUCUGCCACAGAGAAUCAUUGAAUAAAAUGAUUAGCUAUGGCUGACCGUGACGGAACUGCACAUGCACACAUAACACGCAGUAUGUUAUACUCAGAAGGAUUGGAAGAGUGGCUUGAAGCUGCAUUUCCAAGCCCGCUAAUUAUGGAACUAAAGGGUUUUGGGGAGAUGGAGCGAGGCAGUACAGCAGGCACUAUAACAAUGUCAUUAAACAGCGCUUGAAUCAAUGCAAACUAUUUAAAACAGAUUUUUUGUUUCAAUCGUGAUUUCCCUGCUGGUAUUCAACAACACUUCACAUAAUAAUGUCUAGCAGAGAGUGAUCGUAUUCCCUAAUGUGUCCUACUUGAGACAUGUGCAUGAUGCAAAACCGUAUUUUAAUUUGCAUAAAUCUGUGGGACUUAUAUCAUGUUUGGCCCUAAUAUUAUUACUAUUAUUAUUGCCAUUUAUAUAGCGCCAACAGAUUCCGUAGCGCUUUACAAUAUUAUGAGACGGGAUGUAACUAUAAAUAGGACAAUUACAAGAAAACUUACAGGAACAAUAGGUUGAAGAGGACCCUGCUAAAACGAGCUUACAGUCUAUAGGACUAUAUUACUAACUUAGGCCUCAAUUUAUUAUGGCUAGAUAAGUUUUCCGAAUAAUUUUUCAUUUUUGGGUAAAUGUUAAAUACGUCUUUCAAUGUAUUUUUCAAUAUAUCAUAUAUAAAAACAAAACUAUCAAAAUAUUAGUAAAAUUUUUUUUUUAUAAUAUUACAUAAUUUUUUAAGUUUAUCCAAAAAUAGUAAAUCAUUUGGAAAGCUUAUCCAACAAUAUAAAAUUAAAGCCUUAUUUAGUACCUGGCUAUAAAUAUAUUUUUCUACUUCUAUGCUGUGCUUUAAUUUUCAGUAACAAUAUAAACAUUAGCCAGCUAUUUGGCCAGUACUACUUUUAGUAGAUUGAAUUUUGUGUUUUUUGUUUUUCUUACUUGGAUGGCUCCUAUUUGUGUGUAGAUUACUGCUCCAUCCCUCAUUGUAGCAUUGAAAGGUUUAAAAAGUAAUCAAACUCACCUUUAUUUCAAUACCCGGGUAGUCUUAUUGCUCCACCUCCUGUGAAGUCAUCAUUACUAAUGACUUGUGUCCAAUUAGAUGCUUCUGACAGAGAAGCAUUGGGAUACACAGUGUGUGCACAGCUAUCACUGCAAUCAGCCAACAAUGCUUCUCACAGAGAAGCACGAAAGCAAUGCUGCUGUGAAAGAAGUAUUUACUUCCACUUUGAGUGACAAUUCAGCAUGAGCUAAACAGAAAACCCAACAGUGUUACAAAGAUGAAUAAUAAAACUGAAGUUAUCUUCAUAUUUAUUUUUUUAAUUAACCCUACAGAGAUAAACAUUUAGCUCCAAAAACAAAUUGAAGAUCAUUAGGUGUUUGUUUUAAAUGUUUUUUUAUUUUCAUUGUGAAGUAAAAGCAAACAUUUGACAAAUUACUAUAAAAAGCCCCUGGUCGCCUACGCAGAGGCAUAUAAGUCAAAGUAUGUAGAUAUAGUGGAGGCAAUUAUGUAAAACUAUCGUGCGUAAUUUGCAGAAGUAGAGACAUAAUGCAGUGAAAAGCGGAGCAUGGUACAGUAUGGCUGUAUAUAUGUAUAUUUCUGAUGUUAAGACCAUCUAAGUAAGUAAACAUAGAGAGCAUGGUGAGUUCAAAACAUGCAGUGUGAGCUUGGCAAUGAGUGGUCUAAACUUAAGUAAGGAGUCGCCAAAUCAGCAGUUGAAGACUAUUCAAUAAUAUAAUCGGGUACCAAUGCUUAAAAAGAACACUAACGUUAACUGUAUUAAUAACAUGUAUCCAAAGUCCUACAUGAGGCGCCAUACGCAAGUGGGUGACUUAGAAUAUGUGGUUUAGACUGUGAGUCAUAUUUUUUUAAUUAAACCGUAUUAAGAGUCCUGAAAGUAGGGAUAAUGUAGGCAGUGAAAUAUAACAAAUAUGCACUUAUUUAACUCAGGCAGUGGCAGUGACAGGCCUCUGUAGAAGGUGGGUAACAUAUAGUAUGCAAUUAAGUACAGAAACCGUACAUUUUGGUUAAGAAAUAAUAGGUGACAUUAGGCUAAGGCUUAUGGAAGCAAUGUAAUGAGAUGAACAUGUUCAUAUUUAAACUAAAUUGUAAGUGAGAGAUUAAACAUUAUUCUAAGCAGAUUACAAGUGUGAGUAUCCUUGAGAGGACGGUUGAGUGGUAUGGAGUACUUAGCAUAGUGAUGCGUUGAAAGCAGCAUCUCGAGAAUAAAGAUAAAAAUAUAUAUAACCAAUUGUAAAAUUAAGAAAAUUAAUUACUUCACUGGGGAAGGAGUUAUAUUUCCCGGUGCGAGGGGACAGUUCAUUGUUGGUGCAGCAGUCUCCCAGAUGAUGUAAUGUCAGGCCCCCUCCAUUAUAUCAUCUUUGCGUGGUAACACAGGGCAUGUAUGCAUAUGAGAAAAGGGUCAUUCACAAAUGGGCCCCACGGGCACCCCCAGUGCGACAAACCCCCUUCUGCCUCCCUCAGGGCAGGUUCCUGUCCGUCAGUGGCAAGUUCUAUAGUGCCGUGAGCACUCGGGGGCUCAGGCAGUCCAGCAAACCCCCCCGUAGAGUCCGCAGGUCACUCGCCCCCUGCACCCCACCCCAGCUCUUCCAGAACCUCUUUGCAGAACCAGCCCAGUUCUGCCUCAUCUGGUUCUGGUCACAUGCAUGGCACCAGCGCGCGCCCCCGCCACCAGUCCGCCCGGGGGACCACGCAUCCCGGCCCCACAAGGCUCGCAGAGUCAGGGACAAUUUCUUCUGGACUACCACCAAAUCCAAAGGUUAGGGCCGGCUCCAUACCGACCUGCCAGUCGCUCAGUGGACUGCUUCCGCGGAUCAAUCACCCCUAGGCAUCCCGUUGCUGUCUCCUGCAGUAGGUAGGUAUGGCUUUCUGUGUUGCUUUAAGAGCAUUCCGUGAGGGGAGUAGUAGUGCACCAGGCAGGGCCUCCAUCUCCAGUGUCUGAAGUCCGAACCCGCGGGCCGGGAUCACCCCCGCCAGCCAGCGGGGGGAGGGUUGAAACGACUGCCUCAAGGCCGCCCUGCAUGCUGAGGUGUCCUUUAGUUCCGGGCACAAGGCUCCAGUCCAUGGUGUCCAAGGCCUCAAGGGCCUGCCACAUUCUGGGCUUGCUACGGGCGGGUUGAGAGCCGAAUUGGUAUGUUUCUGGGGUUUCCCCAUGUAGUCAUGUUUCACGGGCUCUGGUGGGCGCAAAGAGCAGUAAAUAGUUGUUUUUAGGGGCCCAAAACCAGAGCUGGCGAAGAUGGCUGCUGCUCAGCUCAGCGGCCUGGCUCCGCCCGCCGCUCUAUAGGUGUUUGGACUGUUCCUUUAACAGUUUUUUUUAACAGCAAUUUUUAAGAUUUUUUUCUAAAUUACAACUCACUUACCAUGAAACUUAUCUUGACAUAUUGAAAUCUCAUUUAAACCACUGUCUGUUAACUGUGCCUGUUAUGAAUUUACACAUAUUCAAAAAGAUAGAACUGAUUGGACAAAAGAAACCAUCAGAUUCUGGCAAAUAUCAAAUUAAAACAAAAAUCUGGAUAUAUAUUGUUACGAUUAUUAAUAUGCUGAAUUAUUUUGAAUAAUAAAAUGUUUAGGCUUUUUGUUGUGCUCUCUUAGAUGAAAGAUACAUUUUAUAGUUCAGGAAAACAAACUUUACUUUCUCACAUUCCUGUUUUUUUUUUUUUUUUUAAUUCUGCCCCUUUAUUAGGGUACUGGAGUUUCUUAACAUAGAAGGGAAUAAACUACCAGCUUUGCCCUGUGGUGCCCUGAAACUUCAGCUGAAAUACCUGCGUGUUGGCAAUAAUGCUAUGCACCCCCUCUUCUGGAGAGAAAACACUCACAUUGAACCCCAGAGGUUAGCGGACUUGGCAGCCCUCACUUUCAGUAAAAACGGCACGGAGAAAUAUUCUGCAGUUAUACCAGAAGAAGUCAAGCAAACACUACAGAAGUAAGUGAUAUAGUGAGUCAUUAAAAGGUUAAACAGAACUUCAGUUAUAGGAAAGUUAAUACAGUUUUCCUCCCAUUAGAUGUGCAGUUUAAUAUCAAGUCAAUAUGAUUUUAGCAAGGAUAUUAAAAAGUAACUCAGGCAUCAUGACUACUUUAGUGAUAUGAAGUGGUCAUGGUGCUUGGAGUCUCUGUGCUGCGUUUUGCUAUGAAAUGCUGCACAUACAAAGUUUAAACCACAGGUUUGUCAUUGGGACAUCAUUACCCAACCUGGAACAACAGAUCCAAGGUGGUUAUAUCAGCUCUGUGUUAGGUCAUUCAUGGAGUGGUCAUCUGAUGCUCUCCAAUAAAUGGUGACUGGAUAGGCUUCCAUCUUCUGCAGAAACAUGUCACAAGCGUUAUAAGGAACCUGAGAACUCAGCAGGGACCCUGGUAACUGGGCAAACCUUUGCUAAACUGUUUGCCACCUUAUCGCAGUGUGGGUUCAGAGUAAUCCUUUCAUCAUAACCAAUACAGCAGGCUUUAGUUGUUAUGAUGCAUGGAACGACCCUUUAAAGUUAAGCAUUUUCAUUAAACACGAGCAGGAAGUUGCACAAUUCAAUGAUGCAUUGGAUGGAGCAUGUUUUGUAGGAAGUAAAGUCAAUGAUUAAGGCUACGAUUUUUAGAUCGAGCAAAAGAGCCAGUUCCUUAUUUGCUUACAAAUGCUCUAUAUCUGAAAAUGUAUAUUUAUAUUUUACACAAGGGUUUAGGUUUUCUGUCAUAUUAAGUAGGUAGGCACAUAUCUCAAAAAGGAUAUUUUAGAAUUCUGCUUGCAUGAUCAUUGUGAUACAAUUGUUUUUAUAUUUUUCCAAGCUUUAAGGUAUGUGACUGCUGCAGAGGGCCUCUCUAUGGUCAAGGUCUUUGCUUUAUCAGACCUUGUGAAAAGAUCUUCGGAAUACGCAAGCUUCCUUUUAUGUUUCGCUCCUGCUCAGUAUCCUGUUAUGAAACCUUCAUGCACCAAACAGAGUCGCUUGAUGAACAUUUGUAUGAAAGUUGAUAUUAUCUUGUUAAGUCUUAUUUAGCAUUCCAUUUUAUCGAAAGACAACGGGUGACCUUUUUCUUGCUCGUUAAAGGGAUAUGCACAAUUUUCUUUUUUAAACCAGUAACUUUUAAACAAACCAAAAUAAAAACAAGAAAAACAUUG
This is a messenger RNA of Pelobates cultripes (western spadefoot toad), 13714 nucleotides long. NCBI's taxonomy places the organism in Eukaryota, Metazoa, Chordata, Amphibia, Anura, Pelobatidae. The record is from the annotation of a GenBank genome assembly.